Messenger RNA from Phanerochaete carnosa HHB-10118-sp, 315 nucleotides. RefSeq lists its product as uncharacterized. Gene Ontology annotation, molecular function: fatty-acyl-CoA binding. The transcript has 5 exons. NCBI's taxonomy places the organism in Eukaryota, Fungi, Basidiomycota, Agaricomycetes, Polyporales, Phanerochaetaceae. Gene Ontology annotation, biological process: fatty acid metabolic process. The record is from RefSeq and is a predicted model, not a curated record. Bases 1 to 315 code for a protein of 104 amino acids.
AUGUCGCAAGCCCAGUUUGACAAUGCCGUAAAAAUUGUCCAGGGUCUCCCCAAAGACGGGCCCAUCCAGCCGAAACAGGAGGACCAGCUCUUCUUCUACAGCUACUACAAGCAGGCCACCGUCGGCGAUGUCAACACCCCGCGCCCUGGCCUGCUGGAUUUCGUUGGGAAGGCCAAGUGGGAUGCGUGGAACAAGGUGAAGGGCACUUUGAAGGAGGAGGCGAUGGAGAAGUACGUCAAGCGGCUCAUUGAGGUUCUCGAGGCUGCCAACAACGACGAAGCCAGGGAGUACAUCGCGGCCAUCAACUGCGCCUAA